Molecule: messenger RNA, 4476 nt
Organism: Hyposmocoma kahamanoa
Lineage: Eukaryota; Metazoa; Arthropoda; Insecta; Lepidoptera; Cosmopterigidae
Exons: 3
Coding region: 1-4476 (1491 amino acids)
Biological process (GO): DNA integration
Molecular function (GO): nucleic acid binding
Source: RefSeq, a predicted model, not a curated record
AUGGUAGUCACCAGGAGCCAGGGUGACGCUGCAGACCAGGAUAAGAUCACUGAAGAAAUUCGAGUGGAGCACGAACGUUUGCGGAGAAUGGCAUUGGAUCCGCCGGCGUCGCCCACCGUGGCGCCAACCGAACGUGGAGGCCCAUCCCUACGGGGGGAGGCCUGCGAUCGUCAGACAAGGGAGCUCUACGAACCCACCGCUGGACCGUCAACUGCUAUGAACCCCGCAGCCCAGUCAUCACGACCGAGGUCCCCUGCAUACUCGCAUCGAUCGACAGCGAGUGUGGCGGCGCGACUACAACUGGCAGAACUUGAAGCGGAGGAGAGGCUAGCGGAAAUUCGACGAACCGAGCUACGCCUGGAAGCCGAACUAAUUAAGAAAAGGUUAGCCGUGCAAGUGGCAUCUAUCCAAGACGAGGCAGAGAGCUUACGCGACGAGCCGCUCGCCGCCGCUGAACGAAGAGUGGACAACUGGUUCCGCAACAACCCGGCGCACGUACGGGGGGAGCGCGGCGAAACGCUUACCACCACGGAGCCCAACGAACGGACGAGACGAACUCGUUUCCACGGCUCACCUUCGCCUGUGAGAAGCCCUUCGCCUGUGAGAAGACCAUCUCCCUUAAGAAGAGAACGAACAAGAUCGCCUACGCCGGCCCGUACGCGUAGAGGAAUAGAACAGCUGGCCGAAGCGAUAGAGAAGAUGGCAAGGCCGCGGCCCCGGCACGCAGGCGAGCUACCUGUCUUCUCCGGUGCACCGAGCGAGUGGCUGCCAUUUAAAGCCGCUGUACGAGACGCAACGGAACUGUACGGAUUGUCGGCCGCGGAGAACCUGCAACGACUGAGAGCCUGCCUGAAGGGUGAGGCCCGCGACGCUGUGGCUGCUUUACUACACGCGGCUACGGACCCGGCGAUUAUUAUGAGGACGCUGGAGCAGUGUUUCGGGAAGCCCGAGGUGAUCAUCGACCGGGCACUCGAUGAACUACGGAGAAUGCAGAAACCGGGUGCGUCAGCCACGGAACUGAACACGUUCGCCGUGAAGCUUCAGAACGUUGUCUACGUGCUGAAAACCAUAGACAAGCGUGGAUUUCUUCCCGCUGGUGCGACUACGCCGCAGACCACGAAGGAACAGCAGACCCAGAGAUCGUCGUGUUAUCACAGACCGCGCGUGAGUGCUGCGGACCAACGAGCAAUCGAAAUGGUGAGAAGAACUAUGAAGAAAGUCGAUGGCGGCUACGAGGUUGGUUUGCCGUGGAAAACCGACGGAACUACGAUGCCUCCGAGCUACGAGGCAGCGCUACGACGACUACGCGCCAUAGAACGUAAAAUGGACGCCGAUCCCGCCUUCGCCGAACAGUACACCGCCCAAGUGGAGAACCUAUUCAACAAAGGCUACGCGGUGCCAUGCGACGGCACUGAACAAAACAGCGCUGUUAGUUGGUAUCUACCACACUUUGCCGUACAGAACCCGAACAAGCCCGGUAAGCAGCGACUUGUGUUCGACGCGGCGCACAAGAACCGAGGCGUGAGCCUGAACGACCAGCUGCUGGAAGGCCCGGACCUACUGCUAUCACUGCAGGGCAUCCUCUUCCGAUUCCGUGAAAAGCCGAUCGCCGUCACCGCCGAUAUCCAAGAGAUGUUUCUGCAGGUGAAGAUCCGACCGGACGAUCAACCGGCACAGCAGUUCCUGUGGAGAGGGGAGAACAGAACUGACCCACCACGAUGCUUCAAAAUGAGGAGCAUGAUAUUCGGCGCAGCCAGCUCCCCAUUCAUGGCUCACACAGUCCGCAACCACAAUGCGAUCAUGCACGCAGAGACCCAUCCGCGAGCAUUAGUGGCAAUUACUCAAAGCCACUACAUGGACGACCUGGUGGACAGCUACGACAGUGAACACGAAGCUCGCGCCACCAUACAAGAGCUACGUGAAGUACACGCAGCGGCCAGUUUCACGCUAAGGCGCUGGAGCUCAAGCCAUCCGAACGUGCUGCGCGACGUCCCGACAGAACUCAGAGCAACUACGCCCACCGCGCUCGGGACGAUCGAGAGUAUGGAAAACAAGAUCCUGGGACUCUACUGGAACCCGCAAACAGAUGAACUCGGUUUCGACACAGCCAUGAACCGGGUCCCAGCCGAGGUGCGCAACCAGAGCCGCGCACCCACCAAGAGAGAAACACUCAGUGCGGUCAUGUCGAUCUAUGACCCGCUGGGACUGCUAAGCCAUUACACGAUCAGAGCAAAGAUCGUGCUUCAAAACCUAUGGCGACUAGAAAUACCAUGGGACGAGCCGAUCCCUGCGGAAGAAGCCGAACUCUUCGCAUCCUGGCUGCGACAACUGAACGAAAUCGCACGCCUGCACCUGCACCGGAACUACGCCCUGGAGAACCAUGAGCACACUGAACUACAUGUGUUCUGCGACGCGAGCGAACAAGCGUACGCUGCUGUGGCCUACUGGAGGGUUGUACACCAAGACGGUAGCGCGAAAGUGACCCUAGUUGGAGCAAAGGCUAAGGUGGCACCACGGCGUACACAAAGCAUCCCGCGCCUUGAACUACAGGCUGCACUCAUCGGAGCAAGACUCGCCGACACUAUCAGGCGCGAGCACCGCAUCGAGAUAAAGAAGACCAUCUAUUGGACGGACUCAUCAACCGUAGUCCACUGGGUGCGUAACGACGCGCGACGAUACACUCCAUUCGUUGCACAUCGGCUAGGGGAGAUCGCCGAACUCACGCACAAAGACGAGUGGCGUUGGCUGCCGACCGCUGACAACCCAGCCGACGAUGCCACAAGACAAAGCCAGACUCCAGUACGCAUGGAAGACCGAUGGUUCCAAGGACCCGGAUUCCUACACGAACCAGAGGACCGGUGGCCCACAGAACAGGAACCUCAUGAAGAUGGAGAGGAAGUCCUGCACCUGAGCCAGCAGGACGAGAGCCACUUCGACUGGAUGCCUGACCCGACCCGCUUCUCGAGAUUCGAGACGCUAGUAAGAGCAACCGCGAACAUACUGGCUUUCACAGACAUCUGCCGGAAGCGAGCGACCCGCAUGGAGCUACAGCACAUAGAACGCGCCGAACGAGCUCUCAUGCAACGAGCACAGGAGGACGACUUUGGAGACGAGCUGAAGAGGAUCAAAGCAGUUCGCCCAAUCCCUAGAACGAGUCGUCUGUACAAGCUGGACCCCGUAAUCGACGACGGCCUCCUGCGAGUACGAGGACGCAUUGGAGCCUCAAGUGCGCCCUCCGACGCAAAACGACCUAUCAUCCUAGACGGUCGUCACCCCAUCACGCGACUCAUCGUAUUGCGAGAACACGCCGCAGCAGGACACGCUAACAGAGAGCGAGUAACGAACGAUCUACGACAGCGAUACUGGAUCAUACGGCUACGACCCACCGUACGCGCCGUCGAGUAUAGCUGCGCCCUCUGCCGGGUCACAAGGUCUAGGCCCAGAGCACCAGCCACAGGAGACCUGCCACGCGCCCGCCUCGAUCCAUUCCACCGCCCCUUCACGAACUGCGGGGUAGACUACUUCGGGCCCAUUACUGUAAAAGUGGGACGCCGCCGAGAGAAAAGGUGGGGCGCACUAUUUACCUGCCUCACCACACGAGCCGUUCACCUCGAGCUUGUCGCUUCUCUCUCUACGGAUUCGGCACUAAUGGCGUUGAGACGAAUGGCAGCACGCCGCGGAUGGCCGCGACUGAUGUACUCAGACAACGCAACCAACUUCCGCGGCGCCGAUCAAGAACUGAAAGCCGCAUACGCCGAAUGGGCACCCGCCCUAAGAGACGAAGGACUGACCCGGCGUAUGGAAUGGCGCUACAUAGCACCUGGCGCCCCGAACCAAGGAGGCGCAUGGGAACGCAUGGUGCGCUCUGUCAAGACAGCGCUACAAGCAACGCUUCGAGAAAAGGCACCAUCAGACGAAGUGCUAAGAACCCUCCUGACCGAAGCCGAGUAUUCGAUCAAUGCUCGGCCCCUAACGCACGUGAGUGUGGACCCUCGCGACCCCGAGGCCCUCACGCCGAACCAUUUUUUGCUGGGAUCUUCAACGGGUCUACCGAGAACAGGACCCUGUGACGAAGCCGACAGACGAACCUGGCGUACUAGCCAAGCACUCGCAGACCAAUUCUGGAGACGCUGGGUACGGGAGUACUUGCCGACCCUAGUACCGCGAGGAGAACCAGCUAGAAAGAAUGACACGUCAAAACUACAAGCCGGCGACAUAGUGGUUGUCGUCGACAGCACGCUACCGAGGAACGUAUGGCCAAUGGGAAGGGUAGAACGUACGUACCCUGGGCCUGACGGCAGCGUACGAGUCGCCGAUGUCAGAACGAAGACCGGCGUCUUCAAAAGGCCAACAUCGAAGCUCGUCGUCCUACUAAAGGAAGAGGAGGCUACGCAAAGCUGCGCCGGGGGGAGAGAUGUUGCGGACACCGAGCUACAUAAUCCGCGCCGACCGCCUACUCGCCAACCACUGUACUAG